AUGUCGGCCGUUUUCAGACGGGCUGCUAGCAAUGCCUCUCGCACUAGACUUUUCUCUUCCUCUGCUACUGCACGCAAAGACCUCGUACAAGACUUGUACCUAAAGGAAAUUAAAGCUUACAAGCCAGCACCUGUCCCCCAAAACGCACACGUCGGCCUCGUCAAACAAUACUCCCCACCCCCCGCACCCAAAGCUCCUACCCUCCCUUCUGAUAUCUCUGUUGAACUAUCAGAGUAUAGCUCUUCCGAACCAGCUGGGAUCGCACCCACAACCACAUCAUCCGCUAGUGCUCAUGCAUUUGGGGGCGAAGACAAUGCAGGUAAUGUGAGCGGUGCAGAUGCGUAUUUGGGGUUCCUUGAGCAGGAUUUGCCGAAACGCGAGGAACACCAUCAUUAG
Messenger RNA from Marasmius oreades (fairy-ring Marasmius), 396 nucleotides. RefSeq lists its product as uncharacterized. The record is from RefSeq and is a predicted model, not a curated record. Gene Ontology annotation, biological process: proton motive force-driven ATP synthesis. The transcript has 4 exons. Lineage: Eukaryota; Fungi; Basidiomycota; Agaricomycetes; Agaricales; Marasmiaceae. The coding region runs from base 1 to 396 and encodes 131 amino acids.